Paraglomus brasilianum is the source of this 1473-nucleotide messenger RNA. The record is from the annotation of a GenBank genome assembly. NCBI's taxonomy places the organism in Eukaryota, Fungi, Glomeromycota, Glomeromycetes, Paraglomerales, Paraglomeraceae.
AUGGCACCUCAACAUUCUGUCAAGACUAUUUCACCCAGAAUUGCAACCGUUGCAGCGCAGUGUCUUUCGCAACACAUAGCAUUGGCUCGCAGUAAAGUUGCGGAUAAGCAGAUCACCCUCAAUAAGCAAAUAGUCGCUAAACCUCGUUCCGAUAUCAAUUUGCCCGACACCACAAACAAACAUCCGCAGUAUUUGCAAACCGAUAACAAAACGACGGUGACAGAUCUUGCCCCCGGCAACCCGUCGAUUAUCGAAAAAGCGCUUGGGGCGGCAAGGGACGCUCAAGUUGCGUUUCUAAGCGAAAGUUCUAUCCCGAGAUAUGUGUGGAAUGGAGAAGGAGAAUGCACUCCUCUUCUCGCUCCUCAUAUCUCGACUUGGUCGAUGGCUCCUUCGCGAUGGUUGGCAGUUGGAAAUCUGCCCAAGGACAUCAAUAAAGAAGAAUUAGAGGGUGUGUUAUCGAUAUUCGGUGACAUACGCCUAAUUCUCGCCGACAGACUGCAUGAUGAGGGUGUGGCUUACGUUGCUUACUAUAAUAUUCUCCAUGCUAUACGAGCCCAUCGAUCGUUGCAAGCUAAAUUAAUAGGCGGCAGAUAUCCACUUACGGAACAAAACGUUGCUGCGUCGGGUACGGUUGCAGUGACGUAUACUAGCAGACCACGAACAUUAAAAUGGCUUGAGGAUAAAUUACGUCGAUUUGGACCAUGUAGGCCGUGGCGAGUGCUAGGUUCUGGAGACAACAAAAUUAUAUUCGAAUACGUUGACAUACGUUCUGCGGCGAGGGCUAAAAAUUUCUUUGACCGGCAAUAUUAUGACGUUAAGGUAAAUUAUUACGACGCAAGUGUUGACUCAUGGUCAGCAGUGGAAACCGUAAAAAACCCGGGAGCAACCGACGCAAGUCAGCAGAAAAAGCCACCAAAUACAACAGUACGCUUAUCUGGAAAUAGAGCAAUUCCGGUCAAGAAUGCUAUUGAUCUAAGCGCUAUAGAGGAUGGCACAGACACGCGCACAACUUUAAUGAUACGAAACAUUCCCAAUAAAUACACCCAGGAAAUGUUUUUAGAAUGGCUUGAUGAGACGCAUUUUGGCUGUUAUGACUUUGUCUAUCUUCGCUUUGAUUUUAUCAACAAAUGCAACGUUGGAUAUGCAUUCGUGAAUUUUAUUGAACCAAAGAUGAUUAUAUCAUUUGCCAAAGCGAGAAUUGGUAACAAAUGGAGUCGAUUCAACUCUGAGAAGAUUUGCAACUUGUCGUAUGCAUCGAUUCAAGGAAGCCAAGCAUUGAUCGAGAAGUUUCGUAAUUCAUCUGUCCUCGAUGAGAAGCCAGAAUACAGACCGAAACUUUUUUAUACAUUCGGUCCAAUGCGUGGUAAAGAAGCUCCAUUCCCAGCACCCAACAAUCUCUCCAAGAGAGUGUACUCUCGUGUUUCGCUUGAUAAGUCGGUCAUUACAGUUUACAGGCGGGUGGAACGUACUUGA